Molecule: messenger RNA, 906 nt
Organism: Vigna umbellata (rice bean)
Lineage: Eukaryota; Viridiplantae; Streptophyta; Magnoliopsida; Fabales; Fabaceae
Source: RefSeq, a predicted model, not a curated record
AUGAGCACUAAAGCUCCAAGUUGUGCUGAUGCUGAGGGUCAUGUUUCUGCAAAUCAAAAUUUUGGACAACAUAGACAACAACAACAACUGGGGAAACAAGUUAGAAGAAGGCUUACUAACAGACCUUAUCAAGAAAGGCUAAUGAAUAUGGCAGAGGCAAGGAAGGAGAUUGCCACUGCCUUGAAAUACCAUAGGGCUACUACGAAACUGGCUACUGAGCAUCAACGACAACUGCAACACCAUCAUCAACAACAUCAAUCGUUGUUCUUUCAACUUCCCUUUUAUUCAAGGUUUAGCCCAGAUGGAAGAUUCAAGGCUAGGAGAAGGCCUAUGAUCUUUUUGCUUGAUAACAACAACACUUUAGAUCCUACCCUUUUGUUUGAUAACAAUAUUUUAGAUGAUACCCAUGUGCUUAAUAAUAACAUUUUAGAUGGUACCCCCGUGCUUAAUAACAAUAUUUUAGAUGGUACCCCUGUGUUUAACUACAACAACAAUUUGGAACCUAUCCCUUUGUCUAGCAACAAUGUCUCAUCAUUAUGCUCUUACUCAACUCCAACAUUAACUUCUCCUCCAUUUCUAACUCAACAAGAUGUUCCUUUAAUUAGAAUAUCGCAGUCACAAGGAGAAAUGGUUUCCACAACGAUGAAUAUCAUUGAAUCUAGUACUACAAAUCAAGCUAGUGGAAGCAUGCAUGUAAGCAUGGAUGAAGAGGGCAUGAAAGAGAUCAGAGCAUUGGGACAACAACAUCAGAUGGAAUGGGAUGACACUACGAGUAUGAUCACUUCAGCUCGGUGGUACGAUUACUUGCAACAAAUGGAAAAUAGUGCAACCGCAGUCAACAAUGGAGAUGAUACAUGUCAUGGGAUCUUUGAUGAUCAACUUGAAUUUCCUAUAUGGAAAAAUUAA